Thelazia callipaeda (thelaziosis nematode) is the source of this 1074-nucleotide messenger RNA. Lineage: Eukaryota; Metazoa; Nematoda; Chromadorea; Rhabditida; Thelaziidae. The record is from the annotation of a GenBank genome assembly.
AUGUUGGAAGUAUUCACGAGAAGUCAGAGUUGCUGGAAAUGGAACGUUGGUGUUGGGUUCGCACUAUGUGGGUCUGCUUUUAGUUUUCUGUCUAAUCAGGAACAAUUCCUACAAAUUGGUCCCUUCCGUAUCGUUCGUGCUGGUGCUGCGAUUCUGUGUAUAGUUGCUGAUUAUAAAUGGACUAUGUGGACAUCUUCGAAAACAGAUACAUGUUAUCGCCAAAAAAUUAGUGCCACUCAUAAGAGAAGUGCCGAAAAGCUGCUGAAGCUGGCAAAAAGUAAUGGUGGUGUUUAUAUUAAAGUUGGGCAGCAUUUGGCUGCAUUGCAAUAUCUUCUUCCAGUUGAAUACACGGAUACUUUGUCUGUUUUGCACUCAAAAGCACCGGAGUGUCAUAUGAAUGAAGUCCGACGAGUAGUAGAAGAGGAUUUUAGUGCGAAGCUAGAGGAUUUAUUCACUGAGUUUAAUGAACAUCCAAAGGGUGCUGCAUCCCUUGCACAAGUUUAUCGGGCAGUCUUACGCGAAAACAAUAAGGAAGUAGCUGUAAAAGUCCAACAUAUUCAUGUGCGGCCUAGAAGUUGGACUGAUAUCACAACUAUUGAGAGUUUAGCGAAGUUCGCAUCGUGGCUAUUUCCAGAUUUUCAUUUUAUGUGGCUCGUUGACGAAAUGAAACGAAAUUUGCCAAAAGAAUUGGAUUUUAGAGUUGAAGCAGCAAAUGCUAAAAAACUUAGGAGUAUGUUCUCACAUUUAAAGUAUCUGAAGAUUCCAAUUAUAUAUGAAAACUAUACAACAGAACGUGUUCUGACCAUGGAGUACUGUGAUGGUGCUCAAAUAAACGAUAUAAAUUACUUCAUAGAAAAUAAUAUUAACCGUUAUGAUGUUUGCCGCAAACUUGGUUCGCUCUUCAGUGAAAUGAUCUUCCGCAAUGGAUAUGUUCAUUGUGAUCCACAUCCUGGCAAUGUUUUGGUUAAUAAAGCAAAAAACGGAAAUGUUUCGAUUGUUCUUUUAGAUCAUGGACUUUAUUUAGUUCGUAAUUAUAAAAAAAUGAAACCUACUCUCAGAAAAUGUGAUAAGUAG